Lucilia sericata (common green bottle fly) is the source of this 3491-nucleotide messenger RNA. RefSeq names its product CAR1 transcription factor. Lineage: Eukaryota; Metazoa; Arthropoda; Insecta; Diptera; Calliphoridae. The transcript has 2 exons. The coding region runs from base 2174 to 3466 and encodes 430 amino acids. The record is from RefSeq and is a predicted model, not a curated record.
UGACACACUUAUACAACAAAUCUGAGAGCCUGGUAAAUACUAGCCAAAUGUACAAAAAAAGUACUCACAAGUACUCGCACGAGAAAUAAAUUAUUAUUUAGUGAACACGAGAAUGAGAGUAUUUAGCAGCUGUGACAUAACGACGAAACUAAUGAAAUGAAAUAGAAAGAGUAGCAAAUAAAUAAAACAAGAGGAUGACAUAAAAUAAAGAAAGAAAAUAAUAAUACCACUAAUAAUAGCAGGAAGUGAAAGCAAUUUUGUUUCAGAAUGCUUUUUCGUUUUUUGUUUUGCUUGUGUCAGAUGGAGAGGUUAAAUGAUUCGUAUGAAAUUGGUAUGAGUUCGAUGGGAGUUAAACGACAAUUGACAGUAUGUGUGUGUGUGAGUGUUUGAGUUUAUUUUUUGUUGUAUGGCGACAUGGGAUUUACGAAGAAUCAAAGGACAAAAUAAACGAAACCCAGCGAACAUGAAAACCUUUGAUUUUUUUGUUGCUUACAAAAACUGUAAGAAAAAACAUGGAAAUGAAAAACACGAGACUUGUAUGCCUUGAAUUUAUGUGUAAGUUUAGUAUAGAGUUUAAUACCAAAAAAUCCUAUAAUAGCGAAAAGAAAAAGAACUUACAAGUCGAAAAACAGUGGUUUCUUACUCGCAGUUUUCGCAAUUGCUAUCGUAUCGUGUACACACCUUCCUCUACUGUUUGAAGGACUACUACCCUCUGAUUUCUGUUUCUGUAUGACUGUGUGUUAGUUAAAGUCUAUACAAAAACGAUUCUGUCGUGAGAGCUGGUGUGUGUGUAUGUGUGUUAAAGUCACAACACACGAGACUAUUACUAUACAGGAACUACAACAAUAACAAUGCCGAUAAAAUAACAAAAACAAUAACAACUACGGAAACAUGUAGUGGAAAAAUGUGAACACAGGACAACACACCGAAAAACAGAAUAGAAAGCUAAAAACCGAAAAAAGAAUUGUAUUUUUUCUGCAGAUUGUUGGUUAUUUCGAGUUAAGUAAAGUUAGCAAAUUUUAUUUGUUGUUUGCCAAACGAAGAGAAUUAGUGAAUAAUUUAAGCGGAACUAAAAAUAAUAUAAAUAAUGGAAUUGAAUAAUUAAUAAACUAUUUUAAACUAAAAAUCACGUAAAUUCUCUAAUAAAAUGUAAAUGGAAAAACAACAAACUCAAAUACGAAAACGAAAUAAAAUUAUAAAUUAAGGAGAAAAAUAAUAUCAUACGAGUGUGGAAAUAAAUGCAAAUCUGCACAGAAAUCAUUUAUAUUUUAUCAAAAAAAUUUCUACUUCAAUUCCUAGGCAAAGUGAGAAAAUAUGUGUUAAAUCAGUGUUAAAAAUGAAAUGAAGUUAUAAAAUUUGAAAUGCAGCAGCCGUUGCAGUAUAUGUCUAGUAUUUUAUUCAAUCCUGCAGCUGAUGUUUAAAUUAAUUAAAACUGUGUCGUAACUGUUGCUUUAUUUAAAACUAAAGUUAUAGAAAUAUUUACUGAUACGAAAAAAAUCAGUGAAACUUUAAAUGUUAUAAAUUUGAUUAAAUAAAUUAUAAUGCUGUGAUACAAAAGUGGCUUAAAAUUAUAGAAAAAAAAAAAACAACGGAAUUAAACUAUUUUAAUAAUUGCUCAAAUCAAUGCAACAUAUAUUUUUGUUUAAAAAAAUUAAUAUCAAACACCCUCCCCAUGGUUUCACCUAAAUAAACUCAAAAUGCAACUAAUUGAAUACAAAUCUAAAGCAAAUUAUAAAACAACAUUUAAGCUUUUACAAAUACAUUUUUAAAUUAAACUGAAUGUUAAUAAAAAACAAACCACAAUAUAUCAAAAAAAUUAUAUUUAAAAAUCAAAGUGAAAGUAAUUUGUGAUUUUGUAACAAACAAGCAUAUUAAAAAAAAAUAUUAAACUAAAUUUAAUCAAUACAAAAAUAAAAUAUUUUAAACCAACGCUCAAAUAUAAAUGUCUUCAAACUAAGCUUUAAGCUUUCACAUUGUCCUCUGCACAAAAUUAGCCGAAAAAUUUCGAAAUAUUCAGAGGAAACAAACAGCCUUAAAUUUUUAAAACACACCAAUUUUUGUAAUAAACAAAUACAAUUAAAUUAGAAAUUUAUAAUUAAAAAGCCAUAUCAUAAGUUGCUUUUUUCCAAUUCUGAAUUAUCUACACAAAGAAUAAUAAAAAUAAUAUUUGAAAAUGGCGGGUUCUCAUGAUUCAGGUUCGUGUGAUUGCUGUGGCACCUCAAGUGAUCGCAGCAAUGCGAACUCAGAACGAAGACAAUUGCAAAACAAUAACCAACCAAGACCACAGCAGCUGCAGCAGCAACAACAAAGACCCGUAUUACCACCUUUACCCAUACAACCAAUAACGCCAGCACCACCACAUGCUGUGGCUGCACCUGCUCCACCACCACAACAACCACCGCCUCCGCAAGUACGUGAAACCCCUAGAUUACCACCAGAUCUACAAAAUAAUAAUGCAAACAACAACAAUAACAAUAAUAAUGGCAAUAAUUUAACAACUCAUCACAAUGUCGCCCAUUAUGUGAAUCAAGUCAACUUGCACUUGAAUUUAACCAACAAUAAUCAUCAACAACAUCAGCAGCUACAACAACAAGCACAACCACCUCAAUUAGCACGCGACUAUGUCUACAAUAACAACAACAACCACAUUUAUGUUAAUCCACACUCGUAUGAUACAAACACUGCCGCUAGUCUUACCACAACAGCCUCGCAUACUGCCACUGGAUCAACUGCAGCAGCAGUAUCCCUCAACACCACAUCGACGGCAGCUGCAUUAGGAGCAGCAGCCACCGCUUCUUUGCCACCACCGAGUGGUGAUCAUGAAAAUAACAAUGGAACCGGGGCCGGCGGGGGUGAUCUUACACGCCAGCACACUUCAACAACUUUAAGUACAUUAAAUACAUAUCUCUUUCCAUGCGGAGCCGAUUCUGCCGGCACCAUUGGAGGCAUCACAUUCAACGGCAGUCAUUCAUGUGAUUUAGAUUCAAACUUUAGCCGCAUGGUGGCCGGCAGUGAGGGCGGCAGCUCUACCAUUAGUUCUGGCUUGGGUUUCAUUAACAAGAGACGCAUCAAACGUUUGUUUGGGGUCGGUAAUGGGGGACCCUACACUUCGGCUCUUCGUCGUCGCAGUUCCCAUUUGAUACAAUUUCAAACAGCUGCUUUGGCUGCUAAAAAACAGCAACAGAUGGAACGAGAAGCUACGGUGGCUUCGGCAAAUGCAGCCUUUUACGAACAACAGAAGAAGAAAAAGGAGAAAAAGAAAACUCCUGGCCCGCCACCCCAAGUUCGAGCCCAAGCCACUCGUCAAAUGGAUGAUCCCAUGAUGAAUCGCCCUCGCCGUAAUACGCCCAAAUCCAAAGACAAAGAUGAUCCUCUACAGCAACAAUUGCAGAAUCCCUACGAGCAGAAGGAAAACUUAUAUGAGAAGUAUUUUUGUUUAUAUGGAAUACAAAUUAUUUUACAAUAAUCAACUGCAAUUUUAAUUGAAAAAC